Suillus clintonianus is the source of this 1323-nucleotide messenger RNA. RefSeq lists its product as uncharacterized. Gene Ontology annotation, cellular component: proteasome regulatory particle, base subcomplex; nucleus; proteasome storage granule. The transcript is spliced from 6 exons. Bases 1 to 1323 code for a protein of 440 amino acids. Lineage: Eukaryota; Fungi; Basidiomycota; Agaricomycetes; Boletales; Suillaceae. The record is from RefSeq and is a predicted model, not a curated record. Gene Ontology annotation, biological process: proteasome-mediated ubiquitin-dependent protein catabolic process.
AUGGUUCGGUUCUCGGUUCUCGUCCUGGACCCCCUGAACCGGACUGAACCGGACCGCGGCAGCACUAGCUGUUGCCCUAUCCCCCAUCAACGCGUGGAGCACGUCAUCGAGGGAGAGGAUCUGCGGGCAUUUCCAAGCCUCGAGGACAUUUACAGGAGUCAUAUGGAGACCACGAGAUCAGGGCAGUCCGCCAAUGUCGACUCGGCUCGCACUAACCUUGCAGGCACAUUUGUCAAUACGUUCGUUGAUGCUGGUUUUGGUAACGAUCAAUUGAUGGUGGAAGCCGACAAGGGCAACAGCUGGGUGUAUGAGAACAAAGAUCACGGUGACUGUCUUACCAGCAUGAUGAGCGCUGCGGCAAGUCUCGGACUCGGACUCCUCUGGGACAUGGACGUUGGCUUCAGCUACAUUGACAGAUAUGCAUACUCCCUUGAGGAGUGGAUCAAGGUAUUUAUUUACACCAUGACACUGCGCAUCCGUAUUAAUUACUCCGGCCGGUGCAUUUUCGCCACAGGCUUGCUGAACGCAAGUGUACGCACACAAGCAGACGCCACCCUCGCUCUGCUAGCAGAACAUGCAGAGAACAAAUCUGUCCCGCUCAAAAUAUCCGCAAUAAUGGGGCUCGGGGUAGCAUACUCAGGCUCUCACCGCGAGGACUUGCUCACUCUCCUCCUUCCUGCGGUUGCGGACAACGGCGCAUCAAUGGAGAUCACUGCUAUAAAUGCUCUCAGUCUGGGAUUUGUGUUCGUGGGCAGCGGAAAUGGGGAGAUUACGAGCAAAAUAUUGCAGCCGCUGAUGGAGAGGCAGGCACAGAUUCUUGUGGAAGUGUGCUCCUUCGUUGCCACCGGGAAUGUCCUGUGGUUGCAGAGAUUGCUGCACUUGUGUGGCGAGCACCUGGAUGCCCUCAAGGAGAAGGAGCAAUCUGAGAGCGCAGAGGGGAAGAAGUAUGGGGCCAGGGAUGAGAAGAAAGAGGAGAAGAAAUCCGACGAUACUUUCCAAUCGUUCACCGUUCUUGGUACUGCGAUGACCGCAAUGGGAGAGGAUAUCGGUUCUCAGAUGUCCAGGAGACAGUUCAACCACUUGGUGCACUACGGCGAUCCCAUCAUCCGCAGAUCUGUCCCCCUUGCUCUCGGCCUCAUCAGCACCUCAAAUUCACAGCUCACUCUCUUCGACAUGCUCUCACAAUACAACCACAACCACGACCUUGCAAUCGCACUUAACGACAUAUUUGCCAUGGGCUUCGUCGGUGCGGGCACGAACAAUGCACAACUCGCAGAGAUGCUCUGCCAGCUCGCGGGAUACUACUACAGGGAGCCUCGUUAG